AUGCGAGCAGCUUUGUUAUGGACCAUUAGUGACUUCCCUGGACUUGGUAAUUUAUCGGGUUGGAAUGUGCACACGGGUUUGGCUUGCCCUUCUUGUAACUUUGAUGCCACAGAAGUUCGUUUGAAUCACGGGAAGAAAAGUUGCUUUAUGGGACAUCGUCGUUUUCUUCCUCUUAACCAUAGGUUUAGGAAAGAUAAGCAACAAUUUAACGGUGAUAUAGAAUCAAGGAUUCCUCCUAUAACACCAACAGGCUCCACUGUUCUCCAACAGAUUCAAGAUAUUGAGAUUACUUUGGGGAAAAAAUUAGAUCAUUUGGGAAGAAAGAGAGGUCGAGGUGAAGUACAUCAAUGGAAGAAACGUAGCAUAUUUUUUGAACUACCAUACUGGGAAUAUCUUUUCUUGAGACAUAAUCUCGAUGUCAUGCAUAUAGAGAAGAAUGUGUUGGAUAAUGUAGUGUUUACAUUAUUGGAUGAUAAAGGCAAAUCCAAGGAUAAUCUUAGUGCAAGAAAAGAUCUCCAAGAACUUGGUAUACGUUCUAAGUUAUGGCCUGAUCAGAGUGGUAAAUAUCUUCCUGCGUGUUUUACAAUGACUAACGAGGAAAAGGAUGUUUUUCUUGAUAUCUUGAAGAGUUUAAAGCUUCCAGAUGGGUAUUCUUCUAAUAUUUCCAACUGUGUUGAUCUGAAUCAGCGAAAGUUAAUGGGGUUAAAGAGCCAUGAUUGUCACAUCUUGAUGGGUCAAUUGUUAUCUAUAGCACUACGUAAUGUGUUACCUCAAGAAGUAGCCUUUGUUGUUACUGAGUUAUGCCAGUUUUUCCGGGAAAUAUGUUCUAAAGUAAUUGAUAUCAUUUAUUUGGAUAAGUUACAAGAGCAUAUUGCUCUCACUUUAUGCCAUUUAGAGAUGGUAUUUCCUCCUUCAUUUUUCACGGUAAUGGUACAUUUAACCGUUCAUUUGACUGAAGAAGUUAAAUUAGGAGGACCAGUUCAGUUUCGAUGGAUGUAUCAUAUCGAGAGGAUCCUUGGACAUUUCAAAUCUUUAGUUAGAAAUCAAGCAAGACCUGAAGAUUCCAUAUGUGAGCAGUAUAUUGCUGAAGAGUGUUUGAAUUUUAGCUCCAUGUACCUUAAUGGGAUAGAAACAAGGUUUAAUAGGAUUGGAAGAGUGGAUGAUCGGCCAAUGGUUGAGAAUAGCUUAGGUUCGGAUUCACAGAUUCCACUGGCUUUUCCUUUAGUUGGGAGAUUUGUUGGCGCUUCUAGGUUGGAUACUCUAAGUAAUUUAGAGUGGCAGCAGGCACAUCGAUACAUACUAUUCAAUUGUUCGUUCUUGGAUGAAUAUCGCGAGAGGUUCAAGAAUGAAUUAAGGAGGUCUCAAUUAAGACGGCGACGGAGAGGUAACCAAAUAAACAUUGAUCGGCAUGUGCAUCUCCAUUUUGGUAAAUGGCUUAAAGAAAGGGUUGGAAAAAAUGAAAUUCCUGGUUUAUCUAGUGAUAUUCAUUGCCUUGCUCAUGGUCCAUCUGAUAAAGUGUUGAAGUUUAGUGCAUUUAAUAUUAAUGGAUUCAAAUUCAGAACUCUAGAAAGAGAUCAAGACUUGAAAACUCAGAAUAGUGGAGUGUUUGUCUCGGCGGAAACCAUUAGUUAUGCUAGUUCAAGUGAUGUUAAUCCAAGAGCUGGAGAUGUUUCUUAUUAUGGGAAACUAGUUGAGAUUAUUGAGUUGAAUUAUUAUGACACAUUCAGAGUUGUAUUGUUCAAAUGCAAAUGGGCUGAUACUCGUGAUUCUCGAGGCUAUAGGAAAGAUGAUUUUGGUUAUGAAGCUGUAAAUUUUUCUCGAUCAAUACACAGUGGAGAUGGUGAAGAAGAUGAACCGUAUGUAUUGGCUUCUCAAGCUAAAUUAGUUUAUUAUGUGGAUGAUCCAUUAGAGAAAGGGUGGAGUAUAGCAGUCAAAGUCCAGCCAAGAGAUCUCUAUGAUAUGGGUGAUUUGGAUGCUCCAAAUGUUAUUAUUGAAGAUUCUCCUACUCAGAGUCCAAUCUUAAACUGUGAUAAUAUAUCUAGUAUAACAUUAGUGAGACAAUUCGAGAAUCUUGACAAUUCUUAUGCUCCAAGUGAUUUAGAUACUAAUAUGGAGAAUGAAGAUUUCUUUGCUCCACCUCCUCUUGGACCAGAAUUAGCUGGUGGGAAAUGGAAAGUUCAUGUUAUAGAUGAUGAUGGAAAGAUUACAGAAGAAAAUAUUAUUGGAAAGCAAGUCUGGAGUAUGCAGAAACGUCGAGUUAUUGUCGAGUUUAAUAGGAAUGGACAGCCUAUCAAAGAUUCAGGAGGUUUGUUAGGUUCAUGGUUAGGUUCUUUGAGCUAUGAUCUUAACAUUUUACCUAUCAAUUACACCGAUUGGAGGAACAUUCCUCAAUAUAGGAAGGAGAUGGCAUGGACAAUAAUUCAGGAAAAAGAGAGUGGCGUUGAACCAAGUCGAGGUGAAAUGUUUAUUGCCUCACGCACGAGAUCAGAUGGAAGUAUGAUUUGCGAGGAAGCAAGAUUAUGUGCGGACCAGAUUAAGGACAUUAUGAAUCUUCCAGGCCAAACAUCAAGUAAUGAUGCUAUAACUCAAGUUUUUGGUCCUGAGCAUUCAGGACGAGUGCGAUGUGUAGGUCAUGGUCCGGCGCCAUCCAAAUACUUCUCAAGUUUGGGCUCCACAACGGAGAUAGCUGAGAUUAAGUCAACAAUAAAGAAUCUCGCAGAUAAAGUUGAUAUUAUUGCUAGUGCUCUUCAUAAAGCUUUGACAUGCAACCAAUUCCAGGUGAAUGAAACAAGUGGAACAGAUGAAAACAUAUUCCGUAACAUUCACAAUGCAACAAAAAAGAGGAAACACCAAGAUUUACACAAAGAUUUAUCUCCUGUUGUUCAGACCACACCAAGAGCUAAGAUUCUUCUCCCUCCUCUUAUUAGUUUCCAAGUCAACCACUUCAGCAGCUUCUGUCGGCUGUGUCUAUCCCCAGAUCUCAACACAUCUUCAUCAAUGAAGGAAACUGAUGAUGUCUCGCAAGGAUCACCAGCCAGAGAAAGAGAAACCUCGUCAGAUCAAGAUCUAUCCAAAACCGAAACGAUCCUCCCUGUCUCGCUCGAUCUCAAGCUCAACGACAGCUUCAACGACGACGACACAAAGGGAACAAAGUGCAAAUCCAACCCGAGAGUCUUCUCGUGCAACUACUGCAGACGCAAGUUCUACAGCUCUCAAGCUCUUGGAGGUCACCAAAACGCUCACAAGCGAGAGCGAACGAUGGCGAAACGAGCAAUGCACAUGGGGAGAAUGUUUGGCCACCACCAUCACAGGCCUUACACGUACACAUCUUCUUCCCUCGGGAUGCAAGCUCACUCCGGUGUACUUCACCAUCCACAUCAGCCUCCUCCUCUUGCUAGGUUUCAUCAUCAAGGGUAUUUUGGUAACACUGUGCCAGUGUUCUUUGACUAUGAUGAUGGCAGUGACUUCUACUGGCCCGGGAGCUUCCGCCAGGUUGUUGAAGCUCCGGUGGUGGCGGCUGUUACAGAGUCGGGUCUUGAUCUGAACUCUGCUGCAGCAAAUGCAAGUGUAGUAGAUAAUAACAAUAGCUCAAGGCCUGAUCUUACCUUGAGACUCUAA
This is a messenger RNA of Microthlaspi erraticum, 3618 nucleotides long. The record is from the annotation of a GenBank genome assembly. NCBI's taxonomy places the organism in Eukaryota, Viridiplantae, Streptophyta, Magnoliopsida, Brassicales, Brassicaceae.